Messenger RNA from Drosophila teissieri, 1180 nucleotides. It is a transcript of the gene Fer2LCH, whose product is annotated as soma ferritin. Lineage: Eukaryota; Metazoa; Arthropoda; Insecta; Diptera; Drosophilidae. Gene Ontology annotation, molecular function: ferrous iron binding; ferric iron binding. Gene Ontology annotation, biological process: iron ion transport; intracellular iron ion homeostasis. The record is from RefSeq and is a predicted model, not a curated record. Bases 174 to 857 code for a protein of 227 amino acids. The transcript has 3 exons. Gene Ontology annotation, cellular component: cytoplasm.
AACAUGCCCAUGCACGCUCCAAAACCUCACACACACACAGUCUUAUCGAUCGCAUAGAAAGAGACGUACGCGACGCUAUAAACAGCAGUUCAUUUUCAGAGUUCCACCAAGCAGCACACAAAGCGAUUGAAUUUAAAAUAAAAGCACAGGCACUUGAAUAAACAGCCGUCAUCAUGAAAAUUUUCGUUGCACUCGCUCUCUUCGCGUGCCUCGGCUCCCUUGCCCAGGCCGUUGAUAACGAAUACUGUCAGAACACCGUAAUCACCGCGUGCUCUUCGUCAGCCUUCUCGGGCAACUCCAUUUGUAAUGCCCGUUUCGCUGGCAUUGACCACAUUGAGCCCGAGAUCCAGUCCUACAUCAACGCCAACUUGGCCAAGUCGUACGACUACCUCCUGCUGGCCACCCACUUCAACUCCUACCAGAAGAACCGUCCCGGCUUCCAGAAGCUGUACCAGGGACUCUCUGACCGUUCCUUCGAGGACAGCAUUGCCCUGAUCAAGCAGGUGACCCGUCGCGGAGGUAUCGUGGACUUCAACACCCGUCACGAGUCUUCCGGCUCCGUGAACACCAAGCGCGGCACUCUGGAGGUCGACGAACUGCACUCCCUGGCUCUGGCUCUGGACACUGAGAAGCAGCUGGCCACCGGAGCCACCCACGUGCACUCCCGUGCCACCCACGCCACCGACGCCGAUAGGGAUCCCGAGCUGGCCCACUACUUCGAGGAGAACUUCCUGGGCAAGCAGGCCGAGAGCGUGCGCAAGCUGUCCGGCUAUGCCAACGACCUCGCCAAGCUGAUGAAGGUCCCCGACCCAUCCCUGUCCGUCUACCUGUUCGACGAGUAUCUGCAGAAGCAGUAAGAAGUGGAGACCACCCCCCCUUCUCCUCCACCCAACACGCUCCUACACUGUCCCCUCAAAAUUGCUCUCAUAAUUCCCUUAUAAAUUAAUUUGUUUCCUUGGUUUGUUCAUCAAUAAAUCGCAGUGCAGCAGCAGCAUUAUCAAAGCAGCCACAAGUGAAUGAUUUACACCGCGAAGUUCACCUUGAUUUACCAGCACACCAGAUUGUGAUAAUGUUAUCAUAAAUAAGUUAGCCAGUUCGCCCCAGCAAAUGUAUCUUUAGCCUGUACGUUACCGCUUGAACAAAUAAACACAUCAAAGUAACUAAUUAUCAACUAGUAAAA